Molecule: messenger RNA, 1995 nt
Organism: Tripterygium wilfordii
Lineage: Eukaryota; Viridiplantae; Streptophyta; Magnoliopsida; Celastrales; Celastraceae
Product: F-box/LRR-repeat protein At3g58900-like
Exons: 6
Coding region: 418-1863 (481 amino acids)
Molecular function (GO): protein binding
Source: RefSeq, a predicted model, not a curated record
UACUAAGAGCCAGUAGACCUGCUCACGGGAGUCAGGCCUGCAAAUACUAUAUUAAGGGGAAAAAAUAAUUUAAAAAGGACCGUUGAGAACAAUUGCAGUUCUCAAAUCAACUACGGAAUACGGAGACAAGUCCUUUUUUGGUUUUCCGGUUUCCCUUUUGAUUUUCCUGAAUCUGGAACCCCUCCUCUAUAUAUUAGCAGAAUGCGGUAAGGAAUCUCUGGUUUCCUUCCGCUUCUCCCCUCGUCUAUGACGGUUAUUGGAGUUGCUAGUUUAUGAUUAUAUGCUUUGCUGAUUUAUUGCGAGUAUUUGGUGUGUUAACUUAUAACGACAAGAAAAACUAGAGGCAAAUCAGUCUUUGUCAAAAAACACAAGGUUUCUAGAAUUGCUAAUUUAUACACAAUGCCGAUUUAACUUAUAAUGGCAGGAAAAGCAAGAGGCAAAUCAGUCUUUGUCGAAAAACACAGGCAAAAGACAAAUGGAGGGAAACAUGCGGAGGAUAAAAUGAGUCGAUCAGCAGGUGCACUUCUGGUGGAUAAGAUUAGUCAAUUACCAGAUGCGCUUCUGGAAUCUAUUCUCUCUCAUAUGACACUGAGAGAAGCAGCAAGGACCAGCGUCCUUUCAAGUCGAUGGUACAAAGUGUGGACUUUUAUCCCCGACUUAAAUUUUGAUGCUUCAGUUACUUUACGAUUCCUGGAGGUGCAACGAGUCCUGGAGGUGCAACGGAUUCAAGAAUUGCUUAUGAUAGAAAGGCAUAAAUAUGUAAAUUGGGUAAAUAGUGUGUUGGAGUCCUAUCAAGGUUUGACUCUGGACAAAUUUAGUGUUGGAUUUGAUUUGAAUGGGGAUUUUGGACAUGAUAUUGAUAGAUGGGUUAACUUUGCAUUGGAAAAGAAAGUUAGACGCCUUGUGAUAGACUUCCGUAAUUAUGCAGGUUACCCUCAGUAUGAGCAUUACCGUUUUCCAUUUACCGUUUUCCGUUUACCCUCAGGAACUUUGCAUACGCAUAAUGUGGGGUUUUCCAAAUGUAGUUCCCUUAGAGUCCUCCUGUUGAGGCAGGUAGCGAUAACUGGAGAUGUUGUUGAGUAUUUCCUAUCCAAUUGCCCAUUUCUUGAACAAUUAUGUGUAGAAGGUUCAGAUCUUAUUGUGGAUCUGAAAGUUCCUGAACCGCUACAUUGCUUGAAGUACUUAGAGGUCAAAUAUUGCUUCAAUGUGAAAAGCAUAGAUAUCUCUGCAACAAAUCUCUUUUCAUUUAAAUAUUUUGGCCCAAGAUUCAUCAUGUCUUAUGAGAAACUCCCCAACCUGGUCGAACUAGAUAUUAAGGGGCCUUAUUCAGACUAUAUUGUCGACAAUCCCUCGCUACUUUCAAAUUAUGCAUUUCGACUACAGACACUUCGGUUGAGGGUGAUGCACGUUAAGGAAAGUAUGGGGCUUCUCAGAUUUCCAGUGCUCACACGCCUCAAGACAUUGGAAUUGGCUGUUGAAGCAAAAGAUGGUGACAGCCUUCUCCUUUUUGCUCCCUUGAUAAAGGCAUCUCCCUCAUUAUGCAGAUUUACAAUGAAGCUAAGUCUUCAACUUCGUAACCCAUGUGGAAGAAGGAUACAACAAAAGCUUCCAAGAUGUCCUCAUCAAUGCCUCAAGGUGGUGGAAAUAAUCGGCUUUCAAGGGUGUACCAUUGACAAUGAGUUCGCUGCAUAUUUGGUUGAGAAUGCUGUUAUGCUAGAGAAGAUUAUCAUUGAUCCCCGUCAACCACUUCUGUUAGGAACCCCGUGGGAGUAUGAUCAUAUGGAGAAAAUACGUACUGCCAGGAAGCGUGCAAAGCAAUUCAAAACUAAUCUUUCUCUUGGAAGCAAACUACUGCUCCUUUGAGCUUCUAGGCAAUAUUUGAAGUUGGAUUUACCCAGAUGCAUUGUUAUUUAUAUGUAAUCGUUGUUCUCUGAGGUAACUACUUGUUUCUAUAAUCUUAUUGUUUCUCCGAGGUAAUUUGAUUUAGCUAUAUGC